AUGGAACAACAAUUGUCACUACCAGCUGUUGGGGCGCUGCUGAUGGAAUACGACCUUGAUCUCGAGGCAUUCGAUUGGGACCAAGAGAGGUGCUUGACAACGGCGAAACAAACCCUAGCCCCGUUUUAUGCUGCCCCCAACCAAAAUUGCCCCAUCAAGCCCACGGAUUCUACUUCCCUCUCCGUCGACAGCUUCUCUCCGCCGACAGCUAGCUUCACAUCUCCUGAUAUCUUCAGCAGCGAUGAAUCGUUGCUGUACGACUCCUUCACGAUGACCCCUUCUGAGAUCGGGUCCAUUCUUUUUCUACCUUACAGCGUCCCCCCAACUGCCCUCCCUAGAUCCGCAGGCGGGAUGGGAGGGCUGUGCAACAAUGACGACGACUGCGACGUCAUCGGCCAAAGGCAAGCCACACAAAAGUAUACCGUCAACUCCGAGAACCUGAACCCACAUGGCGAGAAGCGACCAUCCCCGACGAGCCAAGAGACGGAACAACCACCUGCGUCCCGGCUACAAAAUGGCAACGUGGACGCUAGCGCUGAGAUCCCCACCGGCAUCAAGUUGCGCACCACAUCUCGCAAGCCUAAGGAGCCGCCGUCCAAAAAACUGGGCGGCGACAAGGUUCCUUUCUCACCGUCGGCAGCGCAGCCACGCCACAGCCAUAACCUGGCCGAGAAGCAGUACCGGAACCGACUAAACCAACAGUUCAACAACUUGCUCGCCGCACUGCCGGCACCGCCGUCGGAGGAUUGCGACUGCCACGACAUCGGCAACCGACGUCUCAGCAAAGCUCGUUGUCUCAGCAAGGCUCGAGUGAUGGACCACGCGAGGCAGCGCAUCAAAUCGCUAGAGAGAGAAAACCAAGCGCUGGUCAAGGAGCGAGACAAGCUGAUGAAGAACAUCAAUUUAAUGCAGGAAAUGAUAAAAUGAAGGCGGCCAGGCGGCGACACUAUUCGACUUUCCACCUCAAAGGGGAGCCUCUUCAGUCCGUCAUAACGCGCGCUAGAUUUGCUGCACCGGCCCACUGCUCUAUCCUUCCUUGGAUAUGAUCGUAUUCGUCAGCUGCAGCGGGGUUUUCCUCACCAUCCGUUUUAGAAAGAGAAUAUCGACGCCUAGUAACGCCGCUUUUAUGGAUUGAGCUCAGGCACGCCUCGAGUGCAGCUUAUCUGGUCCUCAUCCCUAGGUCUGGCGGCCCAUCCGGAUCCCUUCUAGGUGUCGGAAUGUUGAAAUCAAAAGGGUCUGCCGGUGAUUGUUGGUGAUGAAUAAAGGUCUACGUUGUGUGUGUCAGUGAGGGAGCAUAGCUCAGUACAUAGUAUCCACAUCCCGGCCACUAGUUAGAAGAUCGGACUAUCUUAAUCAUACGUUCUCAAGACUUAGAGACCUAGUAAUAGUAACAGUUAC
This is a messenger RNA of Ilyonectria robusta, 1398 nucleotides long. RefSeq lists its product as uncharacterized. The record is from RefSeq and is a predicted model, not a curated record. Gene Ontology annotation, molecular function: protein dimerization activity. Bases 1 to 927 code for a protein of 308 amino acids. NCBI's taxonomy places the organism in Eukaryota, Fungi, Ascomycota, Sordariomycetes, Hypocreales, Nectriaceae. The transcript has a single exon.